Messenger RNA from Varroa destructor (honeybee mite), 1823 nucleotides. RefSeq lists its product as uncharacterized. Lineage: Eukaryota; Metazoa; Arthropoda; Arachnida; Mesostigmata; Varroidae. The record is from RefSeq and is a predicted model, not a curated record.
GGCUUGGUAAAGACACUGGGCAAGGUGCAAAUGUUUCAAGAUCGGAGAUUGGAACAUUGAAGAUGACCAGAUGUCGGAAUCUCAGGGUUAAGAACUCAUGCCUGGAUUUGAAGGGUUCUGUUGGAGAUUCGUGUGAUGUAUUGUACCGGCGAAUUAGAGAACUUGAAUCAAUCAAGAACGGGCCUGGAGCAAACGGUGGCCAUAGACGAGGCAUGGUUCAGUUCUUACCGCCAGUCGAAGAAAAACAAGAUAUAUUUCUUCUGGCACAAUCUCGAACCCUCGCCCAAUUUAUUUUUCGCUAUGGUCUCGUUCUUGCCGCCUUUUGAAUAUAAAAGCUUUCCGGAGAGUCGGUUGUAUUUGAAGAACGAGCUUCAGCAUAACCAUGAGGCUGUUUGUGAAAAUUGGGACGCUAUUAAUGUUUGCCGCGUACGUGCUAGCCACGAGUAGUGGAUGGCAGGCUGGAGGUUCCGGGUGGACAGAUGGCCCUUCCUUUUCGUGGAAACAGGGCACACAGCAAACUCCAGUCAUAUUGAAUGACCGUUCUGGCACCAGCUGGAUUAAUCCAGAGGUUCCUUCGGCGGUCGCCAGUGGGGGUCCAAGCGAUUGGCAAACUGCCACUUCAAUAACCCGCAUUAAUACGCCUGUCGGUUACGCCGCGCCCGCCCCCAGCGCUGGAGGCGGAGGUUGGAAGACCCCAAUUAUUAGCCACGCCUCACCGGCGACGUAUUCCGGAAGCUGGCAGGGACCAUCCGCUCCGAUCAAAGUGGCUGCCGUACCUCAACAGAGCAGCAGUGGUUACUCGGCCGCAUGGAUUGCGCCUGCAGCUCCGCAACCAAUCCCGGUUGCGAUCACGUACGGUGGCGGUGGUCGAGUGUGGCAGGCGCCUGCUCCUGCGUCUGCCAGUUGGACUUCGGUACCGGCGGUCACGAAGGGUGCAGGGCUGGUCCUUGGCGCCGGCGCCGGUUCUUCGCAGGGUGGCCGAUGGGUUCGCGAGGACGGGCGAUGGGUUUGGGAAACACAGGAGGUGCGUGGAGAGUUCCAGGCGGUCCCGCUAUUAACAACCCAUGGAUGGCAAUGGCCGGAGGCGGUGACUGAGGAGAUUCGCGUACAAGGAACCCCGACGCAGAUCGCGCCGACAGGACACGCCGUUUCCUGGAGUUGGAGUCGCCGUGGACGGGAUGUCAAUUGCAGAAAGUGAAUAAAUGCAAACACCGCACUGCCUUUUUAAGGGUGCGUGAUUCGAGAGCACUCGUUGAAAUUAUGAGUGUUCGACGUUUGUAAUAAUAAUUGAUUUAAAAUAUAUGACUGACUAGAUUGAAAAUAGAGUUGUAUAUUUCAUCUUUUCUGGGGCGAAACCGUAUCGAAGCAUAAACAAAUUUAAUAAAAAAUAUUGAAGAUAACAACUAUACUGUCGGGCCAGAAUUAUGAUAGUACUUCGUCCAAGCGUUACUGUUCGAAAAGAAACUACCUAAAUAAUCAUUUUGUCUUAUCUUUAUCGGAAGAAUAUAUUUCAGUGCUGAGAACGCAUGUUCCUUCUCCGAUUUUGAAGUAGUAACAAGAUGACCGCAAUAUAUUUAUCAAUAGUAACGACUGGAACUACUUUGGACCAUGAAGCUACGACUUCGGUCCAUAGCUAGAACUCAAUGUUCUGAAAUCAUCAUUUGAUAAAAGCUAUUUUUCAAUACAGGGCUAUCUAUUUUUAGAUAGAUUUAGGGACCUUUGAUAAGAGUAAAGUCGCCUUAACGCUUUCUCUACAUAGCCAAGCAUUUAAAUAUAUGUCAAAUUAUAUUACGUAAUAAACAUUGAUUAAUUAUCUACUGGCA